AUGACGAGUCGCAUCCCCACUUCGACCUCAAUCACAGAGUCCUCCGUCAUCGCCGCCCCUCUUGCCCAGGUCUGGCACCUGAUCAAGCUCCAGGACUUUCACCACUUCUGGACAAAGCUUGACAAGAGCCACCACAUUAAGGGUGUCUCUCAUGAGACCGACGUUGUCAAGUGGACUUUCAAGGAUGGCACGGAGCAGGAGGUGAAGCAGGAAGAGCAUUCGAGUAUUGACCACUUCAUCACCUACUCCGUCAUCUCCUCCACCCCAGCUCUCACAUACUCCAGUAUCAUCUCCACCAUCAGAUGCUAUGCUGUGACAACCGGACCGAGCCAGGGGUCAACUUUUGUGCAAUGGUCGGCACACUUCUCCUCCGAUGCCGAUGCUGGAGUCAUUGAGGAUGCUAAAUUCAAGCGCAAGGAGGCUCUGGCUGACCUGGCCCAUGCCGCCGUGGGAAAUAAGUGA
Letharia columbiana is the source of this 462-nucleotide messenger RNA. RefSeq lists its product as uncharacterized. The record is from RefSeq and is a predicted model, not a curated record. Lineage: Eukaryota; Fungi; Ascomycota; Lecanoromycetes; Lecanorales; Parmeliaceae. The transcript has 3 exons. The coding region runs from base 1 to 462 and encodes 153 amino acids.